Messenger RNA from Dromaius novaehollandiae (emu), 8136 nucleotides. Its product is annotated as octapeptide-repeat protein T2-like. NCBI's taxonomy places the organism in Eukaryota, Metazoa, Chordata, Aves, Casuariiformes, Dromaiidae. The coding region runs from base 1 to 1071 and encodes 356 amino acids. The transcript has 3 exons. The record is from RefSeq and is a predicted model, not a curated record.
AUGACCCCCCACCGCUGUACAUCUCUCCCACGCGCUCCCUCCCUCCCUCUACACAUUUACAUCUCUGUUCAUACACAGAGACACACGCUGACCUGCGGCCAUGUGUCACAUGAGGAGGCAGCUACAACUUCUGGAGACCAGAGAGAGGGAGAGACAGAGACAGGGAGACAGGGACAGACAGGGACAGAGAAAGACAGAGCGAGAGAGACAGAGACAGAGAAAGAGAGACAGAGACAGAGAAAGAGAGACAGAGACAGAGAAAGACAGAGAGACAGAGAGAGGGAGAGACAGAGAGAGGGAGAGACAGAGAAAGACAGAGACAGAGAAAGAAACAGAAAGAGAGACAGAGAGAGAAGGAGAGACGGACAGAAAGACAGAGAAAGACAGAGAAAGAGAAAGACAGAGAAAGAGAGAAAGACAGACAGAGAGAAAGACAGACAGAGAGAGAGACAGAGAGAGAAAGAGAGAGAAAGAGAGAGACAAAGACAGAGAAAGACAGAGACAGAGAGACAGAGAGGAGAGACAGAGAGAGAGAGAGAGAAAGACAAAAACAGAGAAGGACAGAGAGAGAGAGAAAGACAGAGACAGAAAACCAGAGAGAAAGACAGAGACAGAAAGAGAGAGACAGAAAGAGAGACAGAGAGGGAGACAGAGAGAGAGAAAGACAGAGAAAAACACAGAGAGAGAAGGAGAGACAGAGAGAGAAAGACAGAAAGACAGAGGGAGACAGAGAGAGAGAGGGACAGGGAGAGAGAGGGACAGGGAGAGAGAGAGGGGGAGACAGAGGGAGGGAUAGGGCCAGACAGGAAGAGAAAGAGAGAGAGACAGGGACAGGGAGGGACACGCAGAGAGAGACAGAGGGACAGGGAGAGAGACAGAGGGAGGGACAGGGCCAGACAAAGAGAAAGAGAGAGAGACAGGGACAGUGAGGGACAGGGACAGGGAGAGAAAAGGAGGAAGACAGAGACAGACAGGGACAGAGAGAGAGAGCAAGCCAGGGAGACAGGGACAGACAAAGAGGAACAGGGAGAGGCAGAGAGAGGGAGAGAGACAGAGAGGGAAAAAGGGUAAGAGGGAGGAAGACAGAGAGACAGGGAGAGAGACAGGGAAAGAAAAUGAGGGAGAGACAGAGAGAGACAGGGAGGGGGAGAGAGAGAGAGAGAGACAGGGAGACAGCAACAGACAGAGGGAGAGAGAGACAGGGACAGGGAGAGAAGGAGAUGGAGAGAGAGAGAGAGACAGAGAGACAGGGAGAGAGAGACAGGAAGAGAGAGACAGGGAGAGAGAGACAGGGAGAGAGAGACAGGGAGAGAGAGACAGGAAGAGAGAGACAGGAAGAGAGAGGGGGAGGGACAGAGACAGGGAGAGAGAGGGAGAGACAAGGGCAGAGACAGGGAGGGACAGACAGGGACAGGGAGAGAAAGACAGAGGGAGAGACAGGGAGAGAGACAGACAGAGAGACAGGGACAGGGAGGGACAGGGACAGGGAGGGACAGACCAAAAGACAGACAAGAGACGGGGCGGGGGGGAGAGACAGACCAAAAGACAGACAAGAGACAGGGAGAGAAAGAGGGAGAGAGAGACAGGGAGACAGGGACAGGGAGAGACACAGGGGGAGAGACAGAGGGGGAGAGAAGGCAAGAGACAGAGAGACAGGGAGAGACAGAGACAGACAGGCAGAGACAGAGGGAGACAGAGACAGACAAAGAAGGAGAGACAGAGACAGGGAGACAGAGACAGAGAAAGAGGGAGAGAGAGGGAGACAAAAAGACAAGACAGAGAGACAGAGAGAAAGACAUAGAGACAGGGAGAGAGAGGGAGAGGCAGAGACAAAGAGGGAGAGAGAGAGACAGGGAGAGGGCAAGACAGAGACAGACAGACAGAGAAAGAGGGAGAGAGAGAAAAAAGACAUGAGACAGAGAGACAGGGAGAAAGACUUAGAGACAGGGAGAGACAGACAGAUAGACAGAGAGAAAGAGGGAGAGAAAGAGAGGGACAGGGAGAGACAGGGACAGGGACAGGGAGAAAGACAGGGAGAGACAAAGAGGGAGAGACAGAGACAGGGAGAAGGUGAGAGACAGACAGAGCGAGAGCCAGGGAGAGCCAGGGAGACAGACAGGGAAAGCCAGGGAGAUAGAGGGGGAGCAAGACAGGGAGAGACUCAGGAUGCCCCACUCCGAGCUCGCGUGGCUCUGCCCGGGGACCGCUCCCGGGCUACGGGACCCCGGCACGCCGACGGCCCCAAGAUUGGCGCUACCGAUUGGGACCCGCACCUAAGACACAGCACACGCCGCUUCUCCCUCCCUCCCGCCAGACAAGGAGCACCUUCUUCCCAUCAGGACAGAACCCGAGAGCAGCGGCCUUUCUGCUUACCACCUCUGAAGAGGCUCUCGCUGCUUCCUCCCAUCGAGCUCGCUUUCUCCUGGCAACUGGGCGGCUUCCAGCCGGGAUGGCAAUGGCAGUGCCCCUUGUUAUUGCACACCUGCGAUUCAGGGAGGCAGAGAAAACGCACGGCCGUUAGCUACGAGGGGUCGCCGCCAGCUUCGCACAUAGGCCGCACGCUUGGCACAGACGUUGCGGCGGGCGGCGCGAGGCAAAGCCUUUGCAUACACAGUUAUUUGCCCGAGGUUCACGCACGCAGGCACAGAGACCCGUUUGCGGGCGGGGCCGUCGGCAACCCGGUCCCGCGGCCGCUUCCCGUGACAGGAGAGCGGCCGCGAGUGACAGCGCUGCGAUGCUGAGACCGAGGCGCUUUCACCCUGUCAGUCACAGACGCGGGUGCUCUCCCCGAGGGAGCGUCGCCUUCCGCCCCGUCUGGAGCAUUUUGGCCCGGCCUCCAGAGAGGCUGCGCCGCUCUCUGCUUUGCAGGGACAGAGAGCUGAGCCUGCCAGCCUGCCACUUCGCCCACCCCUGGAAGAGAGAUUUGUCCUGUAGCUGCAACACACACAGACUCGGCAGGUACACCAGGACUUCCCCUGCCGAGCGCCCUCCUCGGCCCCUUCGCCAGCCGGACGCGUCGCGCCGCUUUUGCGAGGGAGGGCGAUUGCCACAGUCUGCAAACGAGAGCGCGGGGCAUGGUUACUUACGCCGUGAUUGUGGCAUUUUGUCUUUAUUUCGCACUUGUAGUUCAAGACGGUAGCAGGCACGCACUUCUGGUUCAGGCAAAUCUAGAGGCCAAACAGGCAAAUCCCAGUCAGCAGACAGCAGAGGGUAGUUACAAGCGCUAACUUGUUCCGGAGAGGCACAGGGCUGCCGGGAGCCCGCCCCAGAGCAACGGGCUUCGCUCCGGACCCUGUCCGACGACGAGUCCGCCCACACGCGGAGCCCGACGCAUUCGGCAGCGUGCGAUCGGACACGCGGCCGCCCUCGGGGCUCGCGCGCCGCUACCGCGGUGAGACCCUCUACAGCUCUUCAGCUGGCAGGGGAAACAGCGGCAUUGCUAUCGAGCACUUACCAUGUGGUCGUCGCAGACGGUGCCGUCGUUCACCAGCAUGGGGUCCCUCUCGGCGGGAGGCUGCAUGUAGUCCAGCGUCACGCACAGCACGUUCUGCACCCGUGCGUAAAUGACCGCUGCCUUCUCCUUAGUAAACGGCUUAUGACCUGGGUAUUCACAAACAAGCUUCCCGCAUCGCAGAUCCCUAGAAACGCAUCGAGAGGACGCUCCUGAGGCCGCCGGCCCUCACCGCAGCCCUUCCCACGCCUUGCCGCGUGGCUCGCCGACACCGAGCGAGCUCGCGGAGAGCAGCUCGCCGUACAAACACGCCCCAGCACGAGGACGUCCCGCUCACGCCUCCGUCCCCUAUAGGCCUCGCUCAUAUCUCUGAGUGCAGCCCUUGCCCAGGACGGCUCGGCACCCACGCCGCCCAUUCCCCUCCCGGCCGCCACUGGCCCCAGCACGUACGAGCUGAGAUUCGACAGUUCCCACCGCCCCCCCCACGAGGAGAGCGGGCUUCGGUCCUCCGCGACCGCGCGGCAGAGCUCUGAAAAGAGCUCCGCUACCGUUUCGCCCCGCAUCUUGGCACCCGAGCUUUCCCGCUCCGCAGGGGACCGCAGCGCCGCUCCUUCGUGACUUACUUCCACGCGCAACUCCGGUAGCCGCUCCGAUCGGAACCGCAGUGUCCCAUUCUGUCCCUUUGUCCGUUAAUUUCUUCAUAACAGGCCAGGGGCCCAUUUUUGGCACCUGCAAACACAUGCCGUCACUUACAGUCUGUCACUGGCACCUCAGCCGGGCACUCUGCCCUCUCCCAGGCCUUUGGGAGCGUGACACGCUUACGGGCUGCGCGACAUCCCCCCCAACAUCUCCAGCGCAGUCACUCUCUUGGCAGUGCCAGCUUUCUUCACCUCCUCUUUUCUGUCGCUCUCGCCCUCCACGCUCCUUUUCAGACAGCACUUCCCUCUGUCUUUACAGUUCCCUCCUUCGUCCUUCAGAGCCCUCAUCUGUCACCCACGGUUCCAGACAGUCUCCGUCCCUGUUCACGCCGCUCCUUUCCAUUCCCACAUAGCUGCACACAUCCCCCCCGACUUACUUGGUUCCCUGCUCCCAGCACCUAAUCUCUUACUCAACCUGGGAGCACGACUUCCCUCAUUUUAUUCAGGGCCGGGCCGGUUCCGCUCCGUUUCCCCACGGCUGAUUGCCCCCAUGCUCUUCCUUACUCAGCCGGUCCCCGGGCUACGACAGCACGCCGAUUCCCAGCCUUCGCAACGCCUGCUUCCCCGCUCUCCUCCGCGCCUCCUUUCCCUCUCACGCACGCGCGGGUCGGGCUUCCGUCACGACCAGGCUUUCCCGAGGCGAUACUCUCCCGACAGAGCUCUAGCGCGUGUGAAAAGCGCCCUCCCUGCUCCGGGCUCAUCCCCCCACGACCAUUUGUCGCCGUUACCUUUCCCGAAGAUCUUCUGACACUGCUUGUCGGCCAUCUGGCAAACUCCUCUGUAACAAAAGGCGCUCCUCCUGUUGCAGGGAUGCCCGUCCAUGACCCAGAGGUUCGGCGUGCACUGCCCAGAGGUGCCGUUGCAAUACUCCUUCAGCUCGCACUCAUCCUCAGGGCUGGUUCGACAUAAGGUACCCCUUCGCAGAAACUGGGGGAAAGAGGCAGAACAACACGGGCUACGCUUAGUACCCAAACAGACAGGCGAAAGAUUAAAAGUGUGACUAGGCAAAAAGCAAGUACUGGCUUUCCAGAUUAGCCCAGAUUUAGGAAAAAACACCAGUACCACUACAAAGUUUGCCACACACCACAUAGACCCCUACAAAAGAAUAGCGCUUGGAUCCGAUCCGCGACUUCUCUCGUCACGCUGCCUUUGACCGCCUACGCAGCGUCGGCAGCACCGCCAAACAGCACCGCGAGUCUUUUCCCGACGCUCUUUCAAAGACACCGACGCUCCUCAGCAAACUGGCUCGCCUUCACGCCUGCUGAGUAACGGUGCGUCCGCCACAGAGCUCCCAGCUGGCUGCAGUCCAAACUCUCGGGAAAGACAUUUCACACGUACCGCAACACUUGACAUUCUCAGGCAUUACAUAGGCCACCCAAAACCAGGUCUGCCACCUCUUCACAAACGCUACCGCUGGCUGCCUUUCUAUCCAUACCGCUUAGAGCAGACACCUCCCAGCAAGCAGAGCGGAUCUCCCCGAGCAGGACGAAUCUCAGCUCCGCUCGCUUCUGACACCAUUGCUCAGCCUUGCUCUCCCCACACAGUGCAUUCGCAAGACCAAAGGUGCAUCACUCGGGAGCCAGGCCUCCAGCUCCGGGCCCCCAGGAUCUUAACACGUCGGAGGACAGUCGGCAUUCUAGAUAGUCCGACGUGACGCAAUGCUCUCGGUCCGCUUUCUGCACGUUCGUUCCAGCCCUCCCACCCCAAAGGCCCGCGAGGCCCCCUCCUGCGACACUCCCGUCGCACGGCCCUCCGCUGCGGCUCGAUCCUGUCCGGGCAGCUUUGGAUGCUUGCGGGGGGCCAGGCGCAGACAUUUCCGUGAGACUGCAGACCGUCACCAAAAGGAGUCCAACGGCUCGGUACGGCCCGUGCCGCCCAGGUCGGAGGGCAAAACAGGGAAAAUGCUACAAGCCCGGUAUGUGGAGUUAUGGUAGGGGUCUCCUUGCUCUCCGGUCUGACUGACAGUACUUGGAGAGAGGGCACAGUCGCUGCUCCCUACAAACACCAUCCCGAGACACAGGGACCUUGUGGGCAACAGUGCUUCGGGCAACUCCGUUUACCACACUCUCUCAGACUCUUCUCGUCAGAGUUAUAAGCGGUACUUUGGGGUGGAAAGACAGCCCCAUUUUCACCUACCAAGUCGCAUUACGCACGUUCUUCCAAAGAGGCUCGCAAGCCAGCGAUGCCCACCUGGGGCCCGUUCCCAGGGACCGCGGGGCGAGCGUUCCCGACAUGCAGCUUACCUGGCAUCUCCAGCAGCACGGUCCGGAGAGGCAUUCAACCCCUUUCCUGGUUUUGCAUCCAACUGUACAGCACUGAUCCUGCUGACACUCCUGAAAGUUAACAGCAGAGAUUAGCUAACAGGUCUAGCUUCAGGUUAGCUACCGCUCCCUUCACAGAUGAGGAGAUAACAACAGAGGCAGCUUUGCCACUCUUCCCGGGGGCGACCGUAAUCACGAGCGUCCUCCCGAGCGGAGCCGUGCCCGAGACGCGCCGGCUGCCGCCAACCGACCGCCCACGUGAGGGGGCUACGAAGCAGCUCCCCUGGCAAGACGCCCUGCCCAGCCCUCACGACUGCGCGGCACCGGAGGAAGACAUUCUCAGUGCUACAAGGCCACAGGGGAACCGCUUCGCCGGCUGCCGCGGCUCGCGGAGACAAGCAGCGCUUGCGGACGCGCAGGCCGGGCUGCAUCCGGGCUGCCACGACAAACGGGAAGGCAGCUACCGACGGAGCGCUCGUCCACCUCCAUACCCAGCAAACUCCUCUGAACCCCGCUGGUGGCACCCAGGGGACUGCUCCUACCUUCUGCUUUCUCCAUGGACUCCACAUUAGCUGACAACCUGUCAGCAAACCAUGCAUUUUGCAUAAGCGUGCCCCUGCCUCUCCAGUAAGGGGCAGUUGUGCCGCUCCACCUCACGCCACAACCGCUCGCCCUUUUUGCAUAGGUACCCCGUUGCCGAAUGAGAUCAGCAGCGUCAUGAAGUGGACUGCUUCCGUGACAGUGUCUCGAGAAGCCCUUCAGGUCGCUUCCCCGAGGUGGGAGGGAGGGGAGGCAACUGCUCAUUACUGCUAAAACUGGUUACGAGGCAAUUCCUUUGCAAGGCAGAUGGACGCCCUCUUCAACGGCCGCUUCGCGCGCCCCUGCGACCGCGGCCGAGCGUCUGCGGAGCGCUCGCGCUCAAGUACGGUGCCGCGAGGCCCCUGGCUGGCCCCUCUGCCCCGUACAGAUGUCUUGCUCAACAACUAACCUUCGCUGAACCGCAGUCACAAGCCUCUCCUGGCUCCACCACUUUGUUGCCGCACACGGGAGCUUUAUAAGCUAUGUCCAUAGUGGGCUUAUUCCACAGACACUGCCCUUCUCCAGUGGUGAGGAAAUGCUGAAAGUCUCUAACGCUGCAGCUGCUGAAGGCUUUUGUACCAGUCGAGCGUCUGAAAGUCACAGAAAAACACUCCUGUAAAAAUGACCUGCAUUUUGGGGACUACGUGUCCCCUCGUGCCCCCAGAAACGGCGAGGCUUUCCGCUGGUGUCGCCAGCGGAGGCUGGCCGCUCUCCGGACCUGCCGGUCUCUGCACGCUCCUGGACUUUCCACCUGCUCUGCCACUCGCGGGCAGCAUUUCUGUGACGGUUACUCUACGCACGCACGACACGCGGCGGGAGCGCACACCUUCCGGCCCUACGUCACUCCCGGGGCUUCACACCUCGCUAAACCGCACGGGCAACGAGAGUCAGGGAGAAAGUCUUACGCCGCAUUGCUCUGCAUUAAGCAGGUGGCUCCCGCGCAGCGACAGCUCCUGGAAUCGUCGUAGCCUAUUCCCAGGCUCAGCCCCAGCAGCUGCGCGAGGAUCACCGCAAACGUCUCCAGCGUCAUAGCUCUUCGGUACUGCAACGGCAACAGGGACAGACCUAGGACUUCUGUCACCUCCAGACACAGGGCUCUCAGGGGUUUAUCUGGCAAUAAACAGGCCAGGCGGACAGAGCGCACGUG